UAAAUUUUAUUUUACCUUCGCAGUCCGCCGACGGCAGCGCUACCAGGGCGCUACUGCGGCCCGCGGCGGCGCACGGAACGAAAUUUCCGGUGUUUACGAGACAUGCGCAGAGACCGCGAGUCUUUCGGUUCUUCGCGCUCGAGCCAAGAUGUCCACCCACAAGAAGAAGACUAGGAAGCUCCGUGGACACGUGAGUCACGGUCAUGGACGUAUCGGCAAGCACAGGAAGCACCCCGGUGGUCGUGGUAACGCCGGUGGUAUGCACCACCACCGUAUCAACUUUGACAAGUACCAUCCAGGUUACUUUGGAAAACUUGGUAUGAGGAACUAUCAUUUGCGCAAGAAUACCAAAUGGUGCCCCUCCCUCAAUCUGGAUAAACUCUGGACGCUGGUGUCAGAGCAGACCAGGCUCAAAUACAAGGAUGCCAAACCCGAAGGCAAAGUCCCAGUCAUCGACCUUGUCAAGGCUGGAUACUACAAACUUUUGGGCAAGGGUAGGUUACCCAAGCAGCCCGUUAUUGUUAAGGCCAAAUUCUUCAGUAAGCUUGCUGAGGACAAGAUCAAGUCUGUUGGUGGUACCUGUGUUCUGAGCGCAUAACUAACUGGGUAAUUAUUGUACUUUUUCAACUCUAAUUAGAAGCGCAUAGAACAUUUGCGUUUGGACGAUCUCCGAUUAUGAUUUAACGUCGUAAAAUUGGUAAAAAAAUCAGAAAACAAUUGAUUUUGUAUGAUGAUAUAGAACGGGCGGACUUAAUAGUGCUUACAACACUUCAAACCGUGUAGAUUGUUCUCUCUGAUUGUUUAAUUCAAUUUUCGAAAAUUCGCAAACAUCGUAUAUGUACUCAAAACGUAAUUAGGUGAUUACCUUUUUUUUGUUUUCAGAAAACUAUCUUUCCAAGAUGAAUGUACGAUCUCCAUCUGCGUAUAUAAUUUAAAAAAAUAAAAAGUCCAAAAAAAUUUUGAAA
Messenger RNA from Nasonia vitripennis (jewel wasp), 965 nucleotides. RefSeq names its product 60S ribosomal protein L27a (gene RpL27A). Gene Ontology annotation, cellular component: ribosome; cytosolic large ribosomal subunit. NCBI's taxonomy places the organism in Eukaryota, Metazoa, Arthropoda, Insecta, Hymenoptera, Pteromalidae. The transcript is spliced from 6 exons. The record is from RefSeq and is a predicted model, not a curated record. The coding region runs from base 149 to 598 and encodes 149 amino acids. Gene Ontology annotation, molecular function: structural constituent of ribosome. Gene Ontology annotation, biological process: translation.